Ictalurus furcatus (blue catfish) is the source of this 2843-nucleotide messenger RNA. RefSeq names its product oncoprotein induced transcript 3 (gene oit3). The transcript is spliced from 9 exons. NCBI's taxonomy places the organism in Eukaryota, Metazoa, Chordata, Actinopteri, Siluriformes, Ictaluridae. The record is from RefSeq and is a predicted model, not a curated record. Gene Ontology annotation, molecular function: calcium ion binding. The coding region runs from base 650 to 2293 and encodes 547 amino acids.
GAAUUUGCAGCUCAGAUGUCUGCGCUGCACAAACGUUACAUUAUAUGCAUGAUUGCGUAGAAACAAAUACUCUUUAUCGUGCUGAUUGGAUGCUCCUCAGACAGCUCGAACAGAAUAUAUUCUCCUGUGUCUUCAUCUUGUUUCAAUGACCGGUGCAAAGAUUUAAAGAAGAUGGUCCUAUUGAACCACAUGCAGUAAUCUCAUAUGACUCUUGACACAUUCCAGCUCAUGCUUCUUAAUGGCAUCAAUGAUUAAAGAAGCAAUUCAUUUAAUUAUACACUGGCGAAACUUGCUUUGGUCAGGUCUUUGCUGCCAGGAGUGAUUGAAAUUGCAGUGUCGAUGAUUAAGCGAGCUCUGGGCAGCUGCCAGGAUCUGUAUAUGGAUUGUGUAUGAGCUCAAUGGAAGACUGAUUGGUUUGGGAACAAUGAAAGGAUGAUCCUGUCACUGGCCGGAGGUGUGUGUGUUGUAUGGGGCUGGAGGACAGGACUGAAGGUCAAGGUGAGACAGAUGUCCUAUCUUCUACUCCACAGUACACAACUCUGACAUGGACCCAUCCCUCAUGUACUGAGAUAGCACGCUGCAGAUUUAAAGACCCUGCCCUUAUCCGUAAUUCUCAUAACGGACCCGCUUGUGUUAGACUGCGGUCACCAUGCUGUUGACUUUGCUGGUGGACGUCCUCUUAACUAUGUCGGCCCUCCAAAUUGUGGCCUCUGAUCAGAUCACGGCUCCAGAUCCCUGCUCGGCCUACAUCAGUCUGAAUGAGCCCUGGAGGAAUACUGACUACCAUGUCAACAACUCAGCUGGUGUGCCCUUGUGUGACCGGCAUGUAGCCGGUGAGUGGUACCGCUUCACUGGUAUGGCCGGUGACGCCAUGCCCACCUUUUGCGUUGAGGAGAACCACUGUGGCACCCACGCACCAAUCUGGCUCAAUGGCACCCACCCAAUGCCUUCCGAUGGCGUCGUCACAUUGCCUACAUGUGCAAGCUUCAAUGAUGACUGCUGCCACUGGCACGGGACGGUGGAUGUGAAAGCUUGUCCCAGGGGUUACUAUGUAUACCGCCUGCCGCGCCCCUCGGUAUGCUUCCACGUGUACUGUGGCCAUUUCUACGACAUCUGUGACGAAGUGGAGUGCACUGGUCCAGACUGUCCACUGCAACUUGAGUGCCGUUGCCCUGCUGGGACUGUUUUGGGGCCAGACUCCCAGACUUGUCUGGACAUAAAUGAGUGUGAGAGUAGCAAUGGUGGAUGUGCUGAAAUGUGUUUGAACACCAAGGGCGCAUGGCGGUGCGAGUGUGGCCCAGGCCGAGUACUGGAUGCCGAUGGCCGGACCUGCAGCGAGAUCGCGGGCUGCCACAACGUGAAUGGAGGAUGUAGCCAUGGAUGCUCAUCAGAGGAUGACUCGUAUUACUGUCACUGUCCAAGAGGCCUAACGCUGGGGGAGGACAAGCGAAGCUGCGAGGUGCCUGUGCAUUGUGAUCCCAGCUCUAUUGAUGUGUCUGUUCCCAAAGACCUUGUGGGUGGCCUGGAGCUCUUUUUGUCAAAUUCCUCUUGUCGUGGAGUCUCUAAUGGCACUCACAUCAACCUUCGUUUCAGCCUGAAGACCUGCGGCACCGUGGUCAAGGUAAUUGAUGACAGAAUUAUCGGCACAAAUCUGGUCACCGGACUGCCAAAGUCAAGUCCGACCAGCAGUGGAGAUGUAAUUGUACGCACCAGCAAACUUUUGCUGCCCAUAACGUGCGAGUUCCCGGGUCACUACGAUGUAUCAGACGGUUACCUUCCCAGUGUACGCAGCUCUGCACUGGAGCUGUCAGGACACAGCGAGGGCAUCUUUCCCUUCACACUGGAGCUGUUUAAGAAUGCAGAGUUCUCUGAGCCGUACAACAGUCCUCCUCAGCUGCGCUUACGUGAUGCGCUGUACUUUGGCGUGGAGCCACGUGAGCGUGUGGAGGGCCUUGCUGCACUCGUGGAGACCUGCUUCGCCACGCCUGGCCCCAAUGCUGACCAAGUCCUCAAAUAUUACCUCAUUAAAGAUGGCUGUAUUUCGGAUGAGAUGGUACGCCAGCUCUCAGCUAAAGAUCAGCUCUCCAAACACUACCAGGUUCCUGUCUUCAAGUUCAUCGGCAGUGACAACAGGGAGGUGUACCUGCACUGCCGGGUGGUAGUGUGUGGCGAGGGAGAGUCACGCUGCACACAGGGCUGUCGCAGACGUCUGAGGCGAGACCUCUGGACUGAACAACACCAGGAGAAACGCACACUAACCGGAGGACCCAUUCUCAUUCUGCCAGAUCUGUAACGCACACACACACACAAAUCUGACAUCCACCAUUCCAUCUAUAACCUUAAUGCCAGUUACACAGACCCCAUUAACCCCAUACUGACGAUUGAAUGUGUUCGGCCAUUCUGAUACUCAGUGCAUCAAACGUGCACAUACUGUACAUCUCAGCCUCAAUUCAACUCAAUUCAACGCACCGACAUCACACUCGUUAUACCUGAGCCAAUAAAACUCCCUCUUACGUCAUCAUAGAUCCGUCUUUCCUCCGAGUUCAUGGAAGCACUGAAGCGUCGACAUCCAUUUUCUUAGCUAGUCCUUAGCCAUUCCAGAAUAUAACCUUUAAUACAGAAUGUACAUUUAUGUCAAUUACAAAUGAUCAUGACAGCAACAUUUGCAUACAGUUUUACUAUGCGAGUGCUUUGCCAUCAGAUUUUUUUUCAUAUGAAUUAUGCAUAAUAAAUUUUUUAUAUAUAUAUAUAAUAAUAUAUAUAGUAAUAGUUAUGUAAUAUGUCAUGUUUGACAUGGAUUAAUAUUAUUUUGCUCAAAAUAAAUGAAUUUUGCUUGCAAUUUG